CGAUAUCAUUGGAAAUCAAUUUUGAAAAUUAUUGUAGUGUUGGCUGUGUGUUUAGGUAUUGUCAAAUUGAUGAAUGUUAUCGAUGCACACCUGCACCUGUGUUGUUGUUGUAUGUAUGUGUGUGCCAACAACAACGAAGACAAAACUUGAGCCAAGUGAAAUCUAUCUAUCAAUUGAGCAUUUUUUAUGAUCCGUUCUCAUCACCAUUCAUUUUUGUUCGAUGGAAUCAUUUAUCGACCGAAAAACGAUGAGUCGAGAAUCAUUGAAUGAGAAUAUUCCAGCCACGUCUCAAACACGGCCAUCAUCAAGUACAAGUAUUGUAUCAUCAUCAUCAUUUGGUGGUUGUGGUCCAUCAUCUUUAACAUCAUCAACAUGUUAUUACAAUAAUUCCCUGGCUAUUAGACAGGAAAUCCAACGAUUCGAAAGUGUUCAUCCAUCCAUAUAUGCUAUUUAUGAUCUUCUUGAAUUGAUUGGCGGUGCUGAUGGUCAACUUAUUGCCCAACGUGUUCGUGAUCAUGUUGUCUGUAUUGAAGGCAAACGAAUGAUUGGCGUUGGUUCAAUGUUCAACAUGCCAUUAAUUUCACCGGCAACUACAUCGACAUCAACAAAAAAUUUUGAUUGCAUUCUUUAUUCAUUUGUUAAUAGCCAAGAAUGGACGCUAAGUCGUUCAGUUCCAGAUUUACGAAUUGGUGUUGUUGGCACUUAUACUUCAGGAAAAUCUGCCCUAGUCCAUAGAUAUCUCACUGGAUCAUAUUUACAAGAUGAAUCGCCCGAAGGUGGAAGAUUUAAAAAAGAAGUUAUCAUUGAUGGUCAAAGUUAUCUUUUAUUAAUUCGAGAUGAAGGUGGUCCACCUGAAAUGCAGCUUAGCUGCUGGGUCGACGCUGUCAUUUUCGUAUUUAGUCUAGAAAAUGAAGCUAGUUUUCAAUCCAUAAUGAAUUAUUACACACGAAUGUUUCACCUAAGAUCGAAUAAUGAUAUACCAAUUCUAUUGGUCGGUACCCAAGAUGCCAUCAGUGAUACAAAUCCUCGAGUCAUCGAUGAAUCAAGAGCACGAAAAUUGGCCCAAGAAUUGAAACGUUGUGUCUAUUAUGAAGCAUGUGCCACGUAUGGUUCAAAUGUAGAUAAAAUAUUUCAAACUGCUUGUCAUCGAAUCAUACAGAAUCGGAACGCAGAAAACAUCAAUAGUCGUCCAGCAACGCCAGCCAGUCAACCGCUUGUGAAUAAAAAUUUUUCCACUUUAUCACAACAGCAAUCAUAUCAAAAUAAAGCACAACCAAUUCUAACGGGUGCAUCAUCUCCACCUCUGACAUCAGUCAAUCUUAAUAUAAUAAAUGGAAAAGUACAACCACAAAAUUCAUCACCAUCAUCUGUAGAAACGAAUAUAACUGAAAAUAAUCUCGACCAUAUCAAAUCCUCAAUUGCAUCAUCAAGUGUAUUACAUAAUCUUGUAAUGAAAAAACCGGCCAUCAUUGGCGAGAAACCAAAGCUGACUGCAUUGUAUACUAGUAAUCAUCCGAUGACCGAAAAGAAACCGCAGCGAUCAAUAGCUGCUGAACCAAUCUCAUCGAAACGCAAUGUAUCACUUAAAUAUAACAAUAAUAAUACUAACAGCAACGAUAACGAUUUUAAGGUGCCAGAUUCACCGACACCUGUGCCUCCAUCACCAUCUACAUCAGUGCAUGAAGCAACAUUCAAAAAUCAACAGGUGUCCACUCAACAGACACCCAAUACAAAUCGUAAAAAUCGACGGAAAUCAAAUCUUUUCACACCGUUGUCAAACAAAACCAAAAAUGAUGAUAAAUAUAAAAAUGGUGAAGUUGGUAGCGGUCGCACCAUUCCGAUCAAACAAGGUUACCUCUACAAAAAGAGUAAAAAAACAUUGAAUAAAGACUGGAAAAAGAAAUAUGUCACACUGACCACUGAUGGCUGUCUCACUUAUCAUCCAACAUUGCAUGAUUAUAUGGACGAUGUUCAUGGUAAAAAUAUACCUCUCAAACAUACGACAGUGAAAAUACCGGGGCAAAAACCUCGAUGUGGUGCACGGCCACUUUCAGCUAAUUCACCCGCUGCUUUCAAUAGUGUCGAUUCGAAUCGAAAUUAUGGUGAACGUCGAAUUCCCAGCACCAAUCCUAAAUAUGACCCCAGUAGUGGUAAAAAACAAAGUCGAAAAAUAAAAAAUCCAGGUGCAAAAAAUGGUGAAAUUGGUGACGAUAAUUCGGAUGGCAAUGAAUUUGUCAUUGUAUCAUUGGACAACAAACAAUGGCAUUUUAAUGCAAGCAAUGCAGAUGAACGUGAAGAAUGGAUAGCGGCUAUCGAACAACAAAUACUGUCUAGUCUUCAGAAUUCAGAAUAUGAUAAGUCUAAAUUGCAUAAUGUAAAUAGUGUUGAUGAUUCUGCCAUUCACACGAUUCGUACCGUACCGGGUAAUAAAUAUUGUGUUGAUUGUGAAGCGCCAAAUCCAGAUUGGGCAUCAUUAAAUCUUGGCUCCCUUAUUUGCAUCGAAUGUUCGGGCAUACAUCGAAAUCUUGGGACACAUAUAUCAAAAGUUCGAUCACUUGGACUUGAUGUUUGGCCGUCUAGUCAUGUGUCUGUGAUGUUGGGCCUUGGGAAUACUGCUGUUAAUGAAAUCUGGGAAUAUCAACUGAAAAGUAAAACUAAACCGACACCUACUUCAAGACAUGAAGAAAAAGAACGUUUUAUUCGAGCUAAAUAUGAGCGACGUGAAUUUCUGGCUCCUCUUGAUGAUCAAAAAACACCUAUUCAAACACAACUUAUUAAUAGUGUCAUGAAAAUGGACAUAAAACAGAUUGUCCAUUUACUGGCGCAUGCAUCUUUUCAGAAUUUAAAUUUGUCGCAAAUUUUUGCGAAAGAUAAGAAAACUUUAUUGCAUUUAGCAGCAAGCCGAGGAUGUUUGGAAAUAACUCAACUUCUUAUUUGGAAUAAUGUCAAUGAGAAAGCAAUGGACAUAGAAGGCAAGACGGCCCUUUUUUAUGCCAAAAUUGCUGGUCAUAAAGAAAUCGAAGAGUUAUUGAAUCAACAAAAUUCCAAUUCUAAUCAAUUUGAUGAUAAUCAAUUGAAAACAUCAUUAGCUCCCAAAAAUGCUGUGAAUAACAAUAAUCAUCAAAACAGUAACAAUAAUGAAAAUAUAGCAUUGAAUUUGAAUUAUAUAGAGAACUUCAACAAACUGCCAGCCAGUAUUAUUUAAAAUAAAAUGGGAACACUUUAUUCAUUCCAGAAU
Messenger RNA from Dermatophagoides pteronyssinus (European house dust mite), 3238 nucleotides. RefSeq names its product Centaurin gamma 1A (gene CenG1A). Gene Ontology annotation, biological process: activation of GTPase activity. Gene Ontology annotation, molecular function: GTP binding; GTPase activity; protein binding. NCBI's taxonomy places the organism in Eukaryota, Metazoa, Arthropoda, Arachnida, Sarcoptiformes, Pyroglyphidae. The record is from RefSeq and is a predicted model, not a curated record.